Molecule: messenger RNA, 1945 nt
Organism: Phymastichus coffea
Lineage: Eukaryota; Metazoa; Arthropoda; Insecta; Hymenoptera; Eulophidae
Exons: 7
Coding region: 19-1740 (573 amino acids)
Source: RefSeq, a predicted model, not a curated record
UUAUUAUUAAUUAUUAUUAUGAUGGAGUCUGAGUACUACGCUAAAAUCAAAUAUAUUGAAGAUAACGUUAAAGAUAUCAUACCAGUAAAAAAUAUAGUGGAAUUUCAAGAAAAUCCUAAUGAUGCCAUUAUUCAAUUUGACAAAAAUGCCAUUUAUACGGUCCAGUGGAUUGAUCACACUAACAAUUCUAAGCCAUUAGCUAUUCAAAUUUGUAGUAUUGAAAUGAUUCACACUGAAGAAGAACUUCAGAAAUUUUGUAAAAAAAGAGGAGUAUUUCCUCAUCUACAUGAUUCUGUCAUCGAACGCUAUUACGAAUCGGAAAGCAGUGAAGAUGAGAUCAAUGUCCAAGCGAAAAAGUCUCAGCCAAUAAAAAAAAUUAGUAAGAGGACAAUUAAGGAAAAGCCAUUGAAAAUUGAUAUUGGUGCACAAAGAGAAGUUAUUGAGGCGAAGAAAAAAUUCCUUCAAUCUCAAACAUUGGUUUUGAAACAGCCCCAUGCGAUCCAUGAUUCACAGUUGGAUACGAGUAACAGUGAGAAAAAUGACUCGCGUAAAUCCGUAAACAUGUCUGACCCGAUAAAAAAUGAAGAAAGUCGCUCAGCUGUCUAUUUAAGAAAAUUAGAAGAAGAAUGUGAACAAUUAAAAACUGAAAAUUUAAGGCUGAGAAGCAAUAACGCCGUUUUAAAUGAGAGAAUAGAAACCUAUCGUAUCCUCAAUGAAAGAUUACAAAUAAAUAUUUUGAAGUACGAUAAAGAAUUCGAAGAGUUAGCUAAAAUAGAUGAGGAGAAGAAAAAAUUGGAUGCUAUGAGCCCAUUGGCAAAGAGGUUGCAAUGUUCCACCCCGCAGCACACGAUUAAUAAUAGUAACCCAGAAGUGUCUCCAAUAGUUAGUCAUAAGGAAGAUCCCAAAGAAGAUAUAAAUAACUCGCUUGAAAACAGAUCUUUCGAACGAACAUCUCAAGCACAAAGUCCUUUCGAUGAUAGAUCGCUCAAUAAUAGUAACAACAUCGAAAUUGAUGACAUUUCUCUUGAGGAAUUGAAAAAGAAAAUGCAUCCCUCGAGCAAAAAGAAGUUAGAUUUCCAUUCUCAAUUAUCGCCGACGGUCCCAUCAAAAAAACCUCGUUUUUAUGAUGAAGAAACUGAGGACUCAGGAAUAGUUGACAUUGCAAGCUCGAGCAAUGUUCGUAAAACGAAACUGUCAUCUCAAGAAUUUCGGAAACUAUCGGCUGGUCUCUUCAAGACAAAACAUAAAGAUAGUACAAACACUAAUGGUAGUAUAGACGAUUCAGUUAACGACGAAUCAUCGUAUUUUUGUAAUUUUGGACACAAAGAGACUGGAACUAAUUCAGAUGAUGUGACUACUACGCACGUAUGGCUCAAUAAAGAAAAAAAAAUAUUACUUGAUGAAUGGAAGAAUGGCUUUAAAUCGAAAGACCCAAGUAAAUAUGUUAAAUAUAUGUUGCGCUUAUUACAUACGGACGAAAAUGGUGGUUAUGAGGAAAACCUUAGUAAAAAAUGCGUUUCCAGUGACAAACCAUCAUAUACGCCAAGAGGCAUGAAUCGAAGAGUUCCACUCACUUUGAAUGAGCAUUUAACCCUUGAAAAGUGUUUGAAAACUUAUCUUAAUAAAACAUCAAAAUUAACUUCGGAAGAAGCAAAUAAGAUUAUAGCAAAAAAAAAUGCCUUUAUAACGGAAGAAAUCAACACAUGUGUAAAAAACCAGAAGAAAAAAUUAAAUAUUUAAUUAGAGUAUAAAAUAUCUUUAUAAUGGCUUAAUGGAAAUGAAACAUUGAGAUUAUAUUUAUUUUACUGUUAGUUUCUAUUUAUAAUUUAAUUAAUAUAUAAAAAAUAAAUUAUGUUUAGUUUUCAUGUGUAAAAAUCCAGAAGAAAAAAUUAAAUAUUUAAUUAGAGUAUAAAAUAUCUUGAUAAUGGCUUAAUGGAAAUGAAAC